Scophthalmus maximus (turbot) is the source of this 2160-nucleotide messenger RNA. RefSeq names its product triple QxxK/R motif containing (gene triqk). The coding region runs from base 296 to 550 and encodes 84 amino acids. Gene Ontology annotation, cellular component: endoplasmic reticulum membrane. The record is from RefSeq and is a predicted model, not a curated record. Lineage: Eukaryota; Metazoa; Chordata; Actinopteri; Pleuronectiformes; Scophthalmidae. The transcript has 5 exons.
UCCGUCUGUCGUUGAUGUUGACGGUCGAACCAGGAACUGUCGCUGGAGAGAAGUGGUGUGUUGGCAUUCUGGAGAAAUUUAGACCAAAGUGCGGUUAAAAAAAAAAAAAAGAAAAGAGAAAAAGAAGCUCUCAUUGUUGUCGUCCUGCGGGUCGUUACUCGGUAUGCAGGGACACCUCCACCCAGCCACACAGUCUCUGGAUUGAACGACAGCAGUCUGCUGGAGAACAAUAGCUGUGCAUACAUCCUCGCUCUCCGCUUGGCACUCGAGGCGCAUGAAAUGCUGAAGAGGGAACAUGGGGAAGAAAGAUGCCAGUGCGACCAGAUUACCAGUUGAUCAGUAUAGGAAACAGAUCGGUAAACAGGACUACAAAAAGACCAAAUCGGUCUUAAAGGCCACACGGCUGAAAGCUGAAGCGAUGAAGAAUUCCUCUGGAUUCAGGGAUGCGUUCCUCGUCAUUGCAGCGAUCCUGCUCUUUGUGCUCUGCGUCUACGCCUUCUUCUACCUCAACCUGAGCACUGAGAUUAACCUGGAUGUGGAUGUGGAUUAAUAAGAGGCGGACUGCGUCCUGGCCAUGUUCUUGUUUUCACAGUUACGGUCACAAGAUUCCCGUCCGGAUUGGGUUCAGUGUUUCUUGUUUUUUUUAUUGUUAUGUUAUACUCAUUGACAAUUAACUGCCUCUUCAGGACAUUUUUGAGAUUUGACAUCCAAUUUUCUCCCAUCCCUUUGGGAACAUGCAAUGAAACUCCAAUCAUUACUGUACUGACGUUAAUUAUACAAUGAUUUUACAUCCAUAAAUCAUUGUCUCCCCCCCUUGAAUUAGCUUUGAUUUCCCUUCCCUGAAAAUUCAAGGACCUCUCGCUUCAUGGCAAAUUCUACGCUCGGCAAAGAAACAGAGCCUCCUAUUUACACAAGUCUUCCAAACCACAGUCAAGCUCUGUUAAUCAUAUUCCGCGGAGUCACGUCCCACUGUUUUCCCCACUAAUAGAAAAAUGUAAAUCUCCCGCCGAACCUCUCGCCACAAACACUUGCCUCGCAUUCCAGUGCACAAACCUCUCCUCGCGUAUGGCUGGAUAUCACCAAGUGUGAGAUUAGAAUCCACAAAGCCCUUGUUCUGAUUGAGCGUGUGUGCAGAAAACAGAGCAACACAUUGUACCUGCUGCACAUACAUGCAGCACUUAGACAGACAUUCGCAGGAUUAGCAUUACAAAUAUGAUGCUGUUCUUUCAUUUGUAUGGAAAUUGCAGACAUGGAAGACGCCUAUUCCUCAUAAGGAGAGCACCUUGAUGAUUUUCUUCUUGAAUGUAGAAAAUGUAUGCAUUAUUGUCCCCUUAAGGAUGCGAUGGCUCUCAAUAGAAAGGAAUAUCAAGGUUUGUACAAUGUUUAUUUUCUUUCACUUCUUACUCAGUUCAAAAUCAGGGUCUUAUUUUAUUGAAUCCACUUCCCACUUAGAAAUAUACAUAUUUUCAUUUUAUUAACACUUUCUGAUCAGGGCUGUUCUCUAAAAGGAAGUUGAUGCGUUGUUUUGGACAAUAUUUUUUUAUGUUCAUGUAAUGCAUUAAAGGCCAAAUACACAAGAGGCCUUGUGACUUCUUUCAUUCCGAACAUGAUUUUUUUUCCUACUGAUUCUUUCAAAGAAAAAAAAGAGGAAAAAAAACAAGUCUUACUUCUGUUCCCGAUUGUGUUCUGUUGCUCGAAAUGUGAGACCGAUUUUGAGCUUUCAGUUUCUGCCUUUUCUCCUGUUUUCUCCCAUGACCUUCUGACCUCUAGUAAAAGACGACAUGUCAAAGAAACCAUUAUGAUAAGCACGCACCCGUACCCUCACCCAGGGGCCUCGGUACAUCCAGCCCCCCCCCCACGUGUAACAAUAGACAUCCUGGCCCUAAUAGACCUUCAUACAUGACACCUGUUAUCUAAAAGGUCACCAUUACCAAAUACAAGAGCUCUGACAUCAGCACAGCGUAAAGGAUCUCGCAGCACAGCUCGAUUGUUCACACCCAGACCCAUUUGGCAAAAUGAGAUGCAAGCUAUUUUUCACGGCGGUGUAAUGGUUAGUUCUGUUAUUGAAACACUUUGCUUUGACAUUAUGAUGCAGGUUACUGGAUAUCGCUUAUACUUCUGUAUUUUUGUUUGUUGAAUAAAUUUUAAAUCAGAAUGAUA